This is a messenger RNA of Torulaspora delbrueckii, 2016 nucleotides long. It is a transcript of the gene GIS4, whose product is annotated as Gis4p. Lineage: Eukaryota; Fungi; Ascomycota; Saccharomycetes; Saccharomycetales; Saccharomycetaceae. The transcript has a single exon. The coding region runs from base 1 to 2016 and encodes 671 amino acids. The record is from RefSeq and is a predicted model, not a curated record.
AUGCAGAAAUCAAUCAAAGUUGAUGACUACUUUGAUAACGAUGAUAAUGGGUUGUGGUCUUGGUAUUUGUCGCAUAUACGAAGUGGUGAUUUCGAAGAGUUUAGUAGAAACAAGCUGAAAGUCACUUUGCUUAGAAGAUUUUUGAAUAGUCAUUUUGAUUCGAACAGGAGUCAUUAUGGACAGAACACGAAGAUUUUAUUUGUGUCUAUCCCAGAUAAAGUGCAUAGGGAUCUAUCCUUACUCGAAAAUUUUCUAAGGGACUAUUUUCAUUUGGAGCACUUGGAGCAUAUUGAAAUUACUAAACUGACCCAGUCGCCAGUUUAUAACCAUGAGAAUCAUUACAUUCUAAUUGACAAACUGAACAAUUUUGAUGACCCAACUUUUCUUCAGUUCGCGAGCACUAGGUGGCAGCAGCAAUUGUCAAAUCAGCAGAGUAAUAGAUUAUCGGAUAGGCAAUCAGGGAGUAUACCGAAUAACGAUUCAAGUGUCGAAUUUAAUAAGAAACCAUGUGGCACCGUUACGGAGAGAAGUCGAGCUGGAUCAUUGAGUUCGUUCUCAGCGAAUAGUGGACCUUCUGACCUGGGCAGCGAUACUGGUGGGCUGCAGAAUAUUGAAGUAAGGUCUAUUCAGUCCGAGAGUACUGCUGGUCAAUUCAAUCAAAUACCCAUCAAUAGCAUAAAUGAUCAGGAUGAUGAGAAUGAAUCGAUUGUCUUGGAUUUUUCUCAUUCAUUACUGCGAAAACAAAUGGAAGAAAAAAAAUCGCAAGCACAAAGGAUAAGACAACAGGAGUACAGUGCUGACACCAAUCAAACCAUCACCAACUUGCAUACUAAUGAUAAAGAUACCAACGCAUCGGAUAUUUACAGUCCUGCCAUCUCGGAGAACGUGUCGAUAAAUAGCUAUGAGGACGAAAGCAUGCGGGAUGGGAGUGAUAGUAUCACUGCUAAAGAUAGCUAUUCAGGUCAGCCACUGGCUUUAACCACUACACAUUACAAAGAUGAUACCCAGGGCAGUUCCGAUGACUCCCAGGAGGAGAAUAUAUCGGAACUAUCCAGUGUUAGCAGGUCUAUGAAGAGCCUUGGGUCCCAAACAUCUCUUGGUGACAAUAAUGACUAUGAAAACAAUAGUGACUCAUCAGAUUAUUCUGUGGUCUCCAUCUUACCUUCCAUUUCAAUAAGCGAUGCUCGUGGUCAUUACAGGUUGGUCAUGCAAUCUUCAUUAUUGCAAGAUCCUGAGACAAAGGAGAUAUACACGGCCAUCAGGCAAUCCAACAAUCAACCCACAGUUGCUGAUGUAGAUGAUGAUUGGCUACUCUACGAUUCUCAAUUCUCGAUGAACAAUUUACAAAUGCUAACAUUACAGGAACUGUUGGACAUGAAUCGAUCUUUCCCAAAGAUCAUCUUUUACAGUAUGAUCGUUGUUUCGGAUGAACAGCAAGAAUUGUUGCAAUGGAGCAAUGGCAUGACACAAAAAGAAGACACAGCAGACGCUUCGUCCAGCAUACCAAGGGCAGAUUCUUAUGCUUCUAUGUCAAGGGAUCCUCAGCAAUUUUAUGCUAAUAUGGAUGAUGAUGAUACCUCGUUAUCGGAGCAGUCAGGCCCCAUGAUGUACGCUCCUACUAGGUUGCAGUCCAACACUAGCACAGCGCACAGGUCUAUUCGUACCGUCAACAGUAUCGGCGAUUGGGCAUUCGUUCAUAAGAACGAAACGAAGCGUCAAGGCAGUCAUCGAGGUUCGACGAGUCAGGCCGGAGUUUCUGGAGUGCAGUUUGAUUCAGAUAACCAGAAUCUUCAAUUCUUGCAUCCCGAACGAGUACAUUCGCGGAACGGGUUAUCCAAAGUCAGCACCAUGGCAUCACUAAACCCUGUGGAGAGAUCCAAAAGUACCCCGCUGCCUGUGAUUCUUAUAUCAUUCAGUAACCUUGAUGGCGAAUCCAAGCAUUGGAAGGAUAAAAUUACAACAUUUAGACGUAAGAAGAACCAUAGACAGCAUGAAAAGGGUUGUAUAAUUAUGUAA